GCGGGACAGAGCUCGGCAGUUCGGCUCCGAACCCCCUCCUCCCUCUCGGUUGCUGCGGGGCAGCUCUUGGUUACGGGAUCCGGGCUCGCAGGCUUUUACCCAUUUAUGGCCAAUGUAGAGCAUGCGGUUGCUGCACGGGGCUGGAAGGCCAGCUGACCUCUCCCAUCUCACACCUCGGUGGAGUAUAAAUGGCCUCAAAACGUCACUCAGAGCCUGUGGAUGCCAUCCUUUUUCACAAGCUACCUCGGCUGGAGGCUGAGCCCGACCCCGGCAUCCCCUCCAUUCCCUGCAAACCCAACCCUGCGCCCACAGCCGGCCCCGAAACCCACCUCGGCUACAAGGGCUCCUACUUCUCCUGCCCACAGGCAGAGGGACAGCUCCUACACUGCCUGCUCCGUCAGCCCCACAGUCCCACGGGCAGACCGGGUGCUGAGCAGACCAAAAAUCACCCCAUGUGGGACCCCCUGGUGGCACAGGACAAGUGGCCCAGCCAGCAGGGCCACCCCUUCCCCCUGAAGAAGCCACCAGCCGUCCCCAAGCCCGUGUAUGCAGCCCCACUUUGCUUCUCACCGCUGAGCUCCCAGGGAGGUGAUACCCUGCAGAGGGGGCCGGGGGCCGUGUCUGCUGUGCCCCCACCCUCCCCCGUCACCCUCUCCCACUAUUACACUGCCUUUGAGAAAUACCGUGGUCCCCCAGCUGUGCAUGACCAGAGGAAGGCACCCGAAAUCCCCACCUGCAUCCCAGACCCCUGGAUGAAGGCACACCGGGAGCAUCCCUCUGCUUGCUACCCACAGUCCCCCUACCCGCAGCCUCCGGGCUCCUUCUCCUACAAAGCUUUCGGCUUCAUGGUGAAUGGGAAGUCUCCCUUAUUUCCCAGCACUUACCUUAAGCCCCCAACCCCUCAGAGCCACUAUCCCAGCCCCUUGGAUUGCUUUGCGUCGAGGCCGGCUGCUCCGGGCACGCUGCCCUCUCUGAAAGCAAUGGGACCACCAAGGGAUUUUGAGCCUCCACCUCUGCCUCCAGCUGGGUACCUGCAUCCAAAUCCUGGAUUCGCCUUCAGCCCCAUGGAUGCUGUGUUAUUUACGGAGCAUCGCAGCGAUGGGCGAAAGGCACCGCUGGAAGCCCAUGGAGGGAGGAUGGUGAUGAGGCACAGCAGCGCCUUCCACCCCAUCCACACCCCAUGGAAGACACCUGAUGGGCUGUUGGGGCCAUUUCCCAAAGGAGAAGCUGGCUACAGUCUGGAUAAGGCUAUGACGGCCAACCCCGUCCCCUGCCAGCAGCAGGUGGUCAAAGCUGGGGUCGGGGAUGCCACCAAGGAGCACUUCGUCCCUUGUAGGGCCAUCUGUCCCCAGGAGAGGCUGAGGGACCAACAGAGUGGUGAUGUGUCCCCCCCUUCCCCACCGAUGCCAGUGAUCAACAAGGUCUUCAGCCUGGCGCCUUACCGGGAGUACCUGGAAGGGACCGGAGGCUCCACCGAUGUCCCCAAGGAGCACCCACACGGGGACACAGCCACACCACAAAACACAAGCAGCGGUCAGAAGUCUGCUGGCAGCAAGGUGACAUCCAGCUCUCUGCGUGGUGAAGGGGAAAGUUGUCACCACAGGAUCCCAGAAGGUCCCAAGACAAAGCCCGUGUCCCCAGAGCCACCAGCAGGGCUUCAGGACAGCGGUGGGGAACCAACCCCUGGUGAUGUGGCAUUGGACUUGAGCUUGAAGAAGAGCUUGGCGACAAAGGGGAGCACCCACAUAGAGGGGAUGUUGGACCCAGGGGAGAAAGAGGGGCCACUGGGCCGGGUGGAGGCGGCUGAGGACACCAACGUGCCACUGCAGCUGGUGGAGGCAGGUGGGGACACCAAACCCCAGGUGCCACCCAACCAAGUGGAGGUGGGUGAGGACACCAAAGCUCAGGUGCCAGCGCAACUGGUGGAGGUCAGCUCUAGGGACAGGAGCCACUUCCAGAGCUCAGCUGCCUUCAUGUUCAAGAAAUACAAGAUCCUGAAGUCCUGGGGACCCCCCGGUGCCCCCCAGCCCAGCUCCCCGCCACAGGCGUGGGAGGGGUCCCCCGGCACCUCUGUCCCACAGGAGCCUUGCCACAACACGAAGCCUGUGGACACGUCACCAGCGCUGCCCCAAGCCCCCCUGCCCACCACCCCCUGCCACAUCCCAGCCCAGCCAUGCGUAGUCAACCAGGGUUUCUCAGCCUUGCACAUGUCCCUGUGCAGCAUCAUCUCGUGCUCGGUGUCCGCGUCCUCCCCGGAGCUGCUGCGGGACUGGCUGAGGAGGACAGAGCCAGGAGACACCCUGGCAGAGACACCCAGAUCCCUUCCUAAAUCCAAAAAUGGCUCCAAACUCCCUGAGCCUCAGAAGCCCCCGAAAGGCAAGGAGAUCUGGCUGGCAUUCCGGAAUGCAGCCGCGCUGCUCAGCAAGCUCCUGGCUCAGCUGGAGGCUUUUACCUUCACCCGCAAGUGUCCCUUUCCCUAUGUGCUGCGGGCAGGUGCCAUCUUCAUCCCCAUCCACGUGGUGAAGGAGAAGCUCUUCCCCGAGCUCCCCGGGGCCUCUGUGGACCAGGUGCUGCAGAAGCACAAAGUGGAGCUGCGGCCCACCACGCUCUCUGAAGAGAAGCUUCUGAGGGAGCUGGAGCUCAAGGGCUGCACCUCACGCAUGCUGAAGCUCCUGGCUCUCAAACAGCUCCCUGAGAUCUACCCAGACCUGCUGAACCUCCUGUGGCACCACUCCAUUCAGCAGCAGCUCGGGUCGAGGUCGGAGGCUGGACAGUAGAGGAAUUUGACUUCGUCCAUUGACUGCGCUGGACCACGGCACAGGGAGCGAUGGUGGUGGGGCGAGAGCUUCAGUCCUGGCUGGGAAGGGGCUGCAAAGAAGAACUGAAGGACAUUAACAACAAAAACACCCCCAAAUGCUGCUGGCACCCAGAGAACGUGCCCAGGACAGACAGACUGCCUUCCCCCCACCCCACGGUGUAGAACCCUACAGCUCAGGUGUUGUUAGCAGACGAGGAACAAGUUCAGAUGAGGGUUAUGUUAUUAAUAUUUUUUCACUACAGUAGUAUUUAUUUUAAACUAAGAAUAUGGAGAAAAAGGAGAAAAAAAAAAACAAAAAACCCACCCCCAUGAUUUUUCAUAGCCAAAUAGGGUCUCUCUCAGCAUGGGGAGGCUGCUGCUGUAAAGGAGUUUAGAAAGCAGUGUUUGUUGAUAAGUCUGUAAUGUGGUUUUGUAUACCAAUAGACCUAUGCAUAAAGUCCCAGGGAAGGAAGUUAUGUUGCCUUAUUUAAUGUUUUGUAAGACUGUGAGUCUCCAGAAGCACCUCAUCUCAUUAAAGGACUCAUUUUCCAGCA
Molecule: messenger RNA, 3351 nt
Organism: Meleagris gallopavo (turkey)
Lineage: Eukaryota; Metazoa; Chordata; Aves; Galliformes; Phasianidae
Gene: PRMT2IP
Product: PRMT2 interacting protein
Source: RefSeq, a predicted model, not a curated record